This is a messenger RNA of Hyaloperonospora brassicae, 1137 nucleotides long. Lineage: Eukaryota; Oomycota; Peronosporomycetes; Peronosporales; Peronosporaceae. The record is from the annotation of a GenBank genome assembly.
AUGGCUUUCAAAGCUGAUGGACACAUCUUUGGCAACUUCCACGCGUACUACAGCUUCAACCCCGUGCACGAGCGCUUGCGGUUUAUGGAUGCGCAGACUGCUGAUGCGCUGCGCCGGGAACUGCUCAUGAAGGAAUCGUCGGGUGCAAAUGCGGCAGACGAGACGUUGACUGUCAUUGACAUUGGCUGCAACGAAGGCGACUUGACGAUCGGUCUGUACAACGCGCUGACUGGUCGAGAAGCACCUGCAAGUGCCGGUCACAUGGACGACGUGACUGACUUUGACCUCGCUCACAUUUGUACCCUAAAUGAACGCGUACAGAAGAACAAGUGGCACGUGGAGUACCUGAUUGAGGACCAGAGCGAGACGAAUCAUCGCAGACACUACGUCUGUGAGCUCCAGAUCAACAACAAGGUGAUGGGUCAUGGGGAAGGCGUAUCGAAGAAGGUGGCAAAGGCCAAGGCGGCUGAAAUGGCUCUGACGGCACUCGACGACAAGAACCAGAUCCAGGAACAGAGAGAGGAGAAGUCCACGGACACGAACAGCGGUCUGGACCAGUGUCCAGUGGCAACAGAAAACGAAGAGAUGGCGAUGAGAAAGAAGAAGCUCAUGGUUCUUGGUGUAGAUCUUGACGAGGCGCUGAUUGCACGUGCUGCCAAGAAGCCCGUGCAGGUGGCCGACGGAGAUGUCGUGCAAUUCCGUCGCGUGGAUGUCAUGAUGAGCGCGUUCCGCAAGGAAAUCGCUCCGUUUCUAGAGCUGGCGAAGCGCACGACAGGCAAGCGCGAAUUCGAUUUCGUCACUUGCUUUAGCGUGACAAUGUGGAUUCAUCUCAAUCAUGGAGACGACGGCCUGUGGAAGUUUCUCGAGACAGUCAGUAACAUGACCGAGCAUCUUAUCAUCGAGCCUCAGACGUGGAAAUGCUAUCGCAACGCACGGAAGCGGCUGAACCGCAGGCACAUCGAAGUGCCUCAGUCGUUCAACGAGAUCAAGGUACGCGCGGACGUCGUCGAGAAGAUUGACGCGUUUUUGCUGGCAGGCCGGUUCCGCUACAAAGCUCAACUUGGCAAGACCAACUGGUCGCGGAAUGUAGUUCUCUACAGCCGCAAGCCCGUGCCUGGGAUCUUGUACGCUUUGUGA